Molecule: messenger RNA, 1343 nt
Organism: Amoebophrya sp. A25
Lineage: Eukaryota; Dinophyceae; Syndiniales; Amoebophryaceae
Source: the annotation of a GenBank genome assembly
GCUGGUCCACCAGGAGGAGCGCCGAAGAAAAAGACAGAGGGGAAACAGAACACUCCUGGUACGACUGGUAAUGCGAAGAUUGCAGAUCCUGAUAACCCCAGGAGUCCAUUUGUGCGUUUUAGUACGUCUCAAGCCCAACAAGCAUCUUCUACUUGUGCGGGAGACGAAACGUCAUUGCUCCGAUCAACAGUAAUGUCAUUCUCAGACGAGAAAUCUGAACAGAAAGAUGGAGUAGCAGUUCCAGAAAAGAUAGAAGAAGAUGAAAAAACAUCUUCGUCUGCUGCUACUGGUGCACAUUACACACGGUACCUUGUCGCUGCGGACUUCUGUCAUUUGGCGGCGCCUCGGUCAAGAACAUCUUCAUCAUCCUCAACAUCAUCAUCCGCCUCCUCUUCUUGUUCCUCUCUGGGUUCUGUCUACGUCGCAACUCGCUAUUCCAGUUCGGAAUACAAAAAGUACCAACCUGGCUUCCUCCUCGCCUUCUUGAGUCACAAUUUCCUGCGUAGACAGGGAUUUCGAUACUGGGACCUAGGUGGUGCGAACCUUUCACCGAUGAUGAGCUACAAAUUCGUCGUCGCGACACCCGUUUCCUGGCAUGAGAAACAAUUCCGCGCACACCAAGCGAGAUCCAUUGUCGUGGGGAGUGCUGUUGUAGACGAGAAGAAGGAAGUCGGAGAAGCAGGAGAAACUACUGCUAUGACAAGAACCUCAACAUCGACAAAUAUUGCUGCAACAACAACAACAACAACAACCGAACAAAAGCAUGAAACGAUGAUGGACCAAAUGAUCAAGUCUGAUAGUUUUCGGUUCGAUCCGCAGUUCAGUGCCUUCAUUGAGGAAGCCGAUUUGACCGACACAAGACCGGUUGCUAUGGGUAAAGACGCUUUAGGAUUAGCAUAUCGAGAACUUUUCUCGGAUAUCAUAGCCAAGCAAAAUGUCGAAGAAAUGAAAGUGGGGAAGAUGAAGACGGCGAAACGGCAGAAAGCUGAGCAGAAAAAUGACGCAACAACUGCGGCAGAGGGAGCCAAAAAUGUUGUAGAUGUAGAUCGAAAUGCUGCUGCAGUGCAAGCUAUGCAAGCACUGAAAUCGUGUACAGCACGGGCGCCAGGACUGUUUGUGCAGACAAAACUGAGUCAAUAAAAGCGGAUGUCCAUUCCUCGCUCUCAACUCUACUUGUAACUUGAGAAUACAGAAGAUGUCUUGUUUUUUGUUGGGGAUACAACGGAGGACGCUAAUUUUUCCCAUAGUGAGUGGUGGCCAUGAUGGAACACUUUUUUUUAAGUAUCUCUUGGACGCAGUUGAGUCUGUUGACGCAUCUGCAAAUUGGAUCUUGACGCAUCCAU